AUGCAGUCUCAGAGGAUCCCGGGGAGAAAGCGAGGCCGACCCCCGCUUCACUCAACACCCAUGAAGAUGGCGGUUCAUACCCUUUAUUCCGCUUCAGCUGGCUCUUUGCCAGCAGUGAAGAUCCCAAAGAAAAGAGGGCGGAAGCCUGGGUACAAGCUCAAGUCUCGGGUUCUUAUGACUCCUUUAGCCCUCUCACCUCCGCGAAGCACACCGGAGCCCGACCUCAGCUCCAUCCCUCAGGAUGCAGCCACCAUACCCAGCUUGGCGGUCCCACAGGCUCUGACAGUCUGCCUGUACAUCAACAAGCAAGCCAACACAGGGCCGUACCUGGAGAGGAGGAAGCUGCAGCAGCUCCCCGAGCGCUUUGGGCCUGAGAGGCCAUCGGCGGUCUUGCAGCAAGCCGUACAAGCGUGCAUCGACUGUGCCCACCAGCAGAAGCUGGUCUUCUCCCUGGUCAAACAGGGCUAUGGUGGCGAGAUGGUGUCAGUCUCGGCGUCCUUUGAUGGGAAACAGCACCUGCGGAGCCUGCCUGUGGUGAACAGCGUCGGCUACGUCCUCCGCUUCCUCGCCAAGCUGUGCCGAAGCCUCCUGUGUGAUGACCUCUUCAGCCACCAGCCCUUCCCUGGGGGCUCCGGUGGCUCUGAGGAAGCCCAGGACAAGAAGGAAGGCAGGAUGGAGUCAGCAAAAACAGCCACCACUGAGGAGUGCCUGGUGAACCCUGUAGGCAUGAACCGCUACAGCGUGGACCCCUCCGCCUCUGCCUUUAGCCACAGGGGCUCCUUGCCCACCUCCUCCUCGCUGUACUGCAACAGGCAGAACUCUGGAGAUGGCCAUCUUGGGGGAGGCCUGGCCACCACUGCCAGUGGUCCCCGCUCCAGCCCCAUGUCCUCUGGAGGCCCCUUGGCACCUGGGCUGAGGCCCCCAGGCUCCAGCCCCAAGAGAAACGGGACCUCUCUUGAAGGAAACCGACGUGCCUCGAGCCCUUCCCCCGACGGGCAGGACACCAGGCGGCCGAGGAGCAGGAACCCGUGCACCUGGACUGUGGAGGAUGUGGUCUGGUUCGUGAAAGACGCUGACCCGCAGGCUCUGGGUCCGCACGUGGAGCUCUUCAGAAAGCACGAGAUUGAUGGCAAUGCACUCUUGUUGCUGAAGAGCGAUAUGAUCAUGAAGUACUUGGGUCUGAAACUGGGACCCGCGCUGAAACUCUGCUACCAUAUUGAUAAACUGAAGCAAGCCAAAUUCUGAAGGUUUUUACAAAGAUAGAAGCGAAGUCCAGACAACAGGUCUCAAGAUCAUCUUCUGCCUUACCAACAUCCAGCACCAUCACAAAAUGGAUUCUCUCCUGAAAAAUAACAGCCACAAAGAAUGCGUCUUUUUAUAAAACUUGUGCAUCUCUGCCUUUUAAAAAAAUUCAACAUGGCCCUUUUGAAAGGCUCCUCUGUGUUAAUGAUUUGCCAAAAAAAUA
This is a messenger RNA of Neomonachus schauinslandi (Hawaiian monk seal), 1465 nucleotides long. It is a transcript of the gene SCML4, whose product is annotated as Scm polycomb group protein like 4. The record is from RefSeq and is a predicted model, not a curated record. Gene Ontology annotation, molecular function: protein binding. The transcript is spliced from 7 exons. Lineage: Eukaryota; Metazoa; Chordata; Mammalia; Carnivora; Phocidae. Bases 1 to 1245 code for a protein of 414 amino acids.